UAACCUGGUAUGUGCCAGAACGAAAUUCACGUUGAUCGUCAUCAUCACCACCAUCAUCAUCAUCAUCAUAAUCACCGACACGAGCGCCUUCGUCUUUUUUGCUGAGUGAAAUGUAUCUGCACCGUACGGAAUCUGGAUUCUGACAAUGGAGAUUGAAAACAUCGUGGCCAACACUGUGCUAUUGAAGGCAAGAGAAGGUGGAGGGGGGAAAAGGAACGGACGGAGUAAAAAAUGGAAGGAGAUGCUGAAAUUGCCCCAUAUCAGUCUGUGUGAGGAACUUCGGCGCACAAUCGAAAGGGAUUACACUAGUCUCUGUGAGAAGCAGCCUAUUGGUCGAUUGCUGUUCCGUCAGUUCUGUGACACGAGGCCUGAGCUGAAACGCUGCAUUGACUUCUUAGACGCUGUGGCUGUGUAUCAGCUGGCACCAGACGAGAAGAGAAGAGACUGUGGCUUGAAUGUUUUAGACACAUACUUCAAUAACGGGUCAGCCAGAAAUCUGCCAGAAAUACCUCAGGACGUGGUGGUGGAGUGUAGACAGAGGCUGGAGGAAAGCCCCUGUAAGGAGCUGUUCCAGGAGUGCACUAGAAUUGUCCGCGAGUAUCUUAGUGGGGCUCCGUUCUCCGCCUAUCAGGAGAGCAUGUAUUUCUCUCGCUUCCUCCAGUGGAAAUGGUUGGAGAGGCAACCGGUAACCAAAAAUACCUUCAGACAUUACAGAGUGUUAGGGAAAGGUGGAUUUGGCGAGGUCUGUGCCUGCCAAGUGCGGGCGACUGGUAAGAUGUAUGCCUGUAAAAAGCUGGAAAAGAAGCGAGUGAAGAAGAGAAAAGGUGAAGCCAUGGCAUUAAACGAAAAACGCAUUUUAGAAAAAGUUAACAGUAGUUUUGUAGUUAGUUUAGCGUAUGCCUAUGAGACUAAGGAUGCGUUGUGUUUAGUCUUAACCAUAAUGAAUGGGGGGGAUCUGAAGUUCCACAUCUAUAACAUGGGAAACUCAGGCUUCGACGAGCAGAGAGCCAUCUUCUACGCCGCCGAGAUCUGCUGUGGCCUGGAGGACCUGCACAGGGAGAGGAUAGUCUACAGGGACCUAAAACCUGAAAAUAUUCUUCUGGAUGAUCGUGGGCACAUCCGGAUAUCUGACCUGGGAUUGGCUGUGCAGAUUCCGGAAGGCGAGACGAUACGAGGGAGGGUGGGCACUGUGGGAUACAUGGCCCCCGAGGUCAUUCAGAACGAGAGCUACACCUUCAGCCCCGACUGGUGGGGUCUGGGAUGUCUGAUCUUCGAGAUGAUCCAGGGCCAGUCGCCGUUCCGUCGACGUAAAGAACGCGUGAAGCGGGAGGAGGUGGACAGGCGCGUUCGCGAGGAUCAGGAAGAAUAUUCCGACAAGUUCUCCGAAGACGCCAAGGACAUCUGCCGACAGUUACUGGCGAAAGAUCCCAGACAGCGUCUUGGUUGUCAGGGUCAAGGGGCGACGGAGGUGAAGCAACAUCCAAUCUUCCGCAACAUCAACUUCAAACGGCUGGAGGCCAACAUGCUGGACCCGCCUUUCUGCCCUGACCCGAGAGCGGUCUACUGCAAAGACGUUUUAGACAUUGAGCAGUUCUCCACUGUCAAAGGCGUGAACCUGGACCCAACAGACGAUGACUUUUACCACAAGUUUGUCACGGGAAGUGUCUCCAUCCCAUGGCAGAAUGAGAUGAUUGAGAUGGAGUGCUUUAAGGAGAUAAACGUCUACGAGACAGAUGGUGCUCUUUCCCCUGACUUAGAUGUAAAUAGACCCAACCCCCCACCAAAGAGAGGUUUCUUCUACCGAUUGUUCAGACGAGAGGCAAGUGCUAACUCCUCAGCUGCUGCCGUCAGAGGGGGUGGGGGUUAA
Molecule: messenger RNA, 1867 nt
Organism: Chanos chanos (milkfish)
Lineage: Eukaryota; Metazoa; Chordata; Actinopteri; Gonorynchiformes; Chanidae
Gene: grk4
Product: G protein-coupled receptor kinase 4
Exons: 15
Coding region: 146-1867 (573 amino acids)
Biological process (GO): regulation of signal transduction; signal transduction; protein phosphorylation
Cellular component (GO): cytoplasm
Molecular function (GO): ATP binding; G protein-coupled receptor kinase activity
Source: RefSeq, a predicted model, not a curated record